AUACAAGUGAGCUUAGGCAUGUCCACACCUAAAGGGUAUUCUCAUAUAUCAUUCCAUUUUUAAUUUACUCUUAUAUUUUAAAUGAUACUAUCAUUUUCUAUAUUUUACUUUCAAAAUUUGUUUUGAUUGAUUAUCAAAAGGCUGUACCAACCUGUGUCCAUAAUUAUGGCUUUCAUAUUGUUAUCUUUAUUGACACUCCAGAGGAUUGUGGAGAACUCAAGUCAUAUGAAGAGGGGAAAGUAUGCGCAGCUAAAGCGCGGGUCCACUGAAGUCUUCUGUCGGGCUAUUUUCUCAAGAUUUAAAUUUAAAAGUUUUUCUAUGUGCAGGGGGGACAAUAGCUUGACACCUGAGGACAAUGACUUGAAAAUGCCAAUGAUCUUUGUUGUCUUAGGAAAAGGUGGAUCUGAAGGUGCUAUGGCUUUUGGUGGUGCCAAUAACGUGCCCAUGCUUUUAACUUACCAUCUCCUUGUGCACGAUCAUCUUCUCCUAAUUUCUUCUCUGCAGCUGAUAAACUCUUCCAAGAAAGCUCUUCUUGUCUUGGGUUCUUCUCUGCGGCUGAUAAUCUCUUCCAAGUAGGGUCUUCAUAUCCCGGGUUGUUCUUCUCUGCAGAUGAUCGUCUCUUUUGAGCAUGCUCUUCUUGCCCUGGUUUGUUCUUUUGGUGCAAAGCAUGACUUUUUUUUGAAGUCCUCGGUUGAUUAUUCUCAAGAAAUUUGAUCAGUUUUCUGGUUUCUUCUUUGUUUGUUCUGAUUGUUUUAUUUACAUGGUCUAUUCCUCGUUAAAAUUGUUCCAUUCAUCCUUGUUAAGAGUGGUCCAUUGAUGAUAUUAGCUUCUAUUUUUUCGCACUAAUUGAUUUUUAUAUUAAAC
Cuscuta epithymum is the source of this 864-nucleotide messenger RNA. The record is from the annotation of a GenBank genome assembly. Lineage: Eukaryota; Viridiplantae; Streptophyta; Magnoliopsida; Solanales; Convolvulaceae.